GAAAUGUACACUGUCACGUGACGAUCGGUUUUCCCGCCGUUUUAAGAAACUUUUGGAGCCAAAUCGUCUUUGUUUCUGCUGAAAAUAUUCCCGUUCGACGAUGCCGCCGAAAGAUUACGCUGUUGAAAAAGAGAAAAUCAAGAAUUUUCUUCGAGACUUUGUAAGCGACGAUGAUAAGGAUGGAAAACGUUCCACCUAUGCUGAGCAAUUGAAACUUCUUGCACACCGGGAACAAGUCUCGUUGGUGAUAGAUGUUGAUGAUGUUGCAGAAUCCGACCCUGAUUUGGCAGAUGGCAUUGUGGAUAACACCCGCAGGUAUAUAGCUCUCUUCGGAGAUGCUGUCCAUGAACUUCUUCCUGAGUACAAAGAACGAGAGGUUGUAUCCAAAGAUGUCCUCGAUACUUACAUUGAGCACCGAUUGCUGAUGGAACAGAGGAAUCAACGAGCUGAUGGUGGACCUGGUGUCACACGAAACCCUCGCAACAAAUAUCCACCAGAGUUAAUUAGAAGAUUUGAAGUGUACUUCAAAUCACCAUCACACCAGAAACAGCUUUCCGUGAGAGAAAUCAAAGCCGACUGCGUUGGCAAAUUGGUGUCAUUGCCUGGAAUUGAACUCGGAAUCUUGGAGUCAGUAGCCUGCGCUCUUAACCACUACGUAUGUUUGUCUUUGCAGAUCUCUUCCCCUACUUUUAUGCCAUUGUUGAUGUGUCCCAGUCAGGAUUGCACAACAAAUAGGUCCGGAGGACGUCUUUAUUUACAGAGCAGAGGUUCAAAAUUCAUCAAGUUCCAAGAUCUAAGAAUUCAAGAACAUAGCGACCAAGUACCUGUUGGCAACAUUCCACGCAGCAUGACUGUUGUCUGUAAAGGGGAGGUAACUCGUCUUGUGCAACCCGGUGACCAUGUCAGUAUCACUGGUGUAUUUCUUCCUAUGAUGAAAACUGGCUACAGUCAAAUCAGUGCUGGUCUGCUGUCUGAUACAUUCCUUGAAGCUAAUAGGAUUAUUAAAAUGAAUAAAACUGAUGACGAUGAGAUGGAUUCCCAGCAAUUGACAGAAGAUGAAUUAAAAACAGUCGCUGAGGAUGACUUCUAUGACAAACUGGCCAGUAGUAUUGCCCCAGAGAUCUAUGGUCACGAUGAUGUGAAGAAAGCUCUGCUACUUUUGUUGGUUGGUGGUGUGGAUAAGUCCCCACAAGGGAUGAAAAUUAGGGGUAACAUCAAUAUUUGUCUGAUGGGAGACCCUGGUGUCGCCAAGAGUCAGCUUCUUUCCUACAUUGACAGAUUGGCCCCAAGGAGUCAGUAUACAACUGGUCGUGGUUCCUCCGGUGUUGGUCUCACUGCUGCUGUAAUGAAGGACACUGUGACCGGAGAGAUGACAUUGGAAGGCGGCGCUCUUGUCCUUGCUGACCAAGGAGUCUGUUGUAUUGAUGAGUUUGACAAAAUGAUGGAUGCAGACAGAACUGCCAUUCAUGAAGUUAUGGAACAACAGACAAUUUCCAUUGCCAAAGCUGGAAUAAUGACGAGCUUAAACGCCCGUGUUUCCAUCCUUGCAGCUGCCAAUCCUGCCUAUGGAAGAUAUAACCCAAAGAAAUCAUUAGAACAGAAUAUUCAGCUUCCUGCUGCUCUUUUAUCAAGGUUUGAUCUUUUGUGGUUGAUACAAGACAAACCUGAUCGGGAAAAUGAUUUACGGUUGGCCCAACACAUAACAUAUGUUCACCAACACAACACCCAACCUCCAGCACAGUUCAAUCCACUCGACAUGAAAUUAAUGAGACGUUAUAUUGCCUUAUGCCAAUCAAAACAACCAGUUAUUCCUGAAAAUCUUUCUGAUUAUAUUACUGGGGCUUAUGUUGAAAUGCGCAAAGAAUGUCGUAACAGUAAAGACACUACUUUUACCUCUGCUAGGACCCUGCUUGCCAUCCUCCGACUGUCCACGGCUUUGGCUCGCCUUCGACUUGCGGAUGUUGUUGAAAAGGAAGAUUUGAAUGAAGCUAUGAGACUGAUGGAAAUGUCCAAAGACUCGCUCAAUCCACAAUACGAUAUGUACACCAGGAGUACCAAUGUGACUGACCAGAUAUUCUCAAUCAUCAAAGACAUGGCUGCUUCCACACCUGGAAGUAAAUCCCUGAAGGUUACUGAUGUGAUGGAAUUGUGUAUGGCAAAGGGCCACAAACCGGACUCCGUUGAUGCUUGCAUUGAAGAAUAUGAAGAACUCAAUGUCUGGCACAUCAAUGCAGCUCGCAACAGAAUCACAUUUGUUUAAAUUUUUUUUCUUCUUCUUCACUCCUGUUUUAAUUUUUAUUUUUAUUUCAAUUUUUUUUGUAUAAAAAUAUAUUACAUACUCGGAA
Molecule: messenger RNA, 2345 nt
Organism: Octopus bimaculoides (California two-spot octopus)
Lineage: Eukaryota; Metazoa; Mollusca; Cephalopoda; Octopoda; Octopodidae
Product: DNA replication licensing factor mcm7
Biological process (GO): double-strand break repair via break-induced replication; DNA replication; DNA replication initiation
Cellular component (GO): MCM complex; nucleus
Molecular function (GO): ATP binding; ATP hydrolysis activity; single-stranded DNA helicase activity
Source: RefSeq, a predicted model, not a curated record